GUGGAAGACGAGGAAAGCGAACAAGAAAGAAGGCUUCUUGUGAAUAAGAGUUGGCGGUACUUUAUUUCCAAUGUCUUGCGGAGUUUUGAGAUGUAGACACGCAUAGCCCGGGCCAGAGGCGAGUGUGAUGGACAUCGAGCAUGAGCGAGGAAUAAAAAAGAAAAAUCAGUUUGUAAUGUCAGGGAUGGAACAACUACCAGACCAACAUGACGGCGGUGUUCGACCAGCUACUGCAGGAGGAGGUGUUCGUUGACGUGACGUUAUCGUGCGAGGGCGGGCAGCAGCUGCGCGCCCACAAGGUGGUGCUGGCCGCGUGCUCGCCGUACUUCCAGGCGGUGCUGCAGAACAACCCCUGCAAACACCCGAUCGUCAUCCUGCCGCGCGACGUGGCCUUCGCCGACCUGCGGGCCAUCAUCGAGUUCGUGUAUCGCGGCGAGAUCGACGUGGCGCAGGAGCAAAUCAACUCCCUACUGGCGGCCGCCGACACGCUGAAGAUCAAGGGCCUGUGCGAGGUCGGCGACGACCCUACACAUGUACCACCGGGCUUCACCGCUACUCCUUCGUCGGCGUCUCGGCACGCCGCCAGCGCCUCCUCCUCGGGCGGGCUCAACGCCUCGUCUUCGGGGAGCAGCCACACACCCAGGGGGCGGGGGAGCUACACCCGUGGCCGCUACAACACAUCAUACCGCCCCCGCGGACGCCCGCCGCUCUACGGCAGACAUCGCUAUGAGCGACCUUCCCCCAAUGCACCGCGCUCCAACGACCAUCAUGAUCACCCGAAUUCCAGUAAAAGGAUCAAACUGGAGAGCACAGAGGAGGACGGCCACGGAAACGCAGGCGGCGGCGGCGAGGAAGGGGACGGGUCCGUGCAGCAGCGUCCGUCCCACCACCCGCACUACGUCCACAACGGUACGUCCUCCGCCCCGCACGCCCCCAACGCCCACGCCACCAGCUACGGGCCCCGUUACGAGGGCGCCGGCACCUCCCACGGCGGCGCCGACUACGACGGCACUUACGGCGGUUACCCCAAGACGGAGGGGGACCAGGGGCAGCACCUCCCCCCAGACCACCUCUCGUCUGACCACCUCCCCUCUGACCACCUCCCCUCAGACGCCACGGACGCCAGCGGCCAGAGAAUGACGGUAACGCCAGAGCUACUGGGUCUCAUGCCAUCCAACGCAACCUCACAUUAUUCGUCAGACACGGACAGUCUGUCGGGGACGCCGGGCGCCCGCAAGCUGUGGACGGACGAGGACAUGGACAAGGCCCUAGAUGCCCUCCGCAACGCCGCCAUGUCCCUGAGCAAGGCGGCGCACGUGUACGGCAUCCCCGCCACGACACUGUGGCAGCGCGCCCACCGCAUGGGGAUCGAGACGCCCAAGAAGGAGGGCCCAAACAAAACGUGGAGCGAGCAUGACCUCGCCGGGGCCCUCGAGGAGCUCCGCACCGGCAGGAUGUCUGCCAACAGAGCCUCCAAGGAGUUCGGGAUCCCAAACUCCACCCUGUACAAGAUCGCGCGGAAGGAGGGCAUCAAGCUCUCCUCGCCCUUUUCCGCCAUCCAGCCCUCGUGGAACCCCGACGACUUGACGAAGGCGCUGGAAGCUAUUCGGGGUGGAAUGAGUGUGCAGAAGGCGGCCCAGGAGUUCGGCAUCCCCACCGGGACUCUGUACGGGCGCUGUCGGAGGGAGGGGAUCGAGCUCAGCAAGUAUCAGGGAGUGCCGUGGUCGGAGGAGGACAUGAAGGACGCGCUGGAGGCCGUGCGGGUGGGCGAGAUGUCCAUCAACCAGGCCGCCAUUCACUUUAACUUGCCUUACUCGUCUCUGUACGGGAGGUUCAAGCGCGGCAAGUACGAGGACGGCCUGCCCCACCAGGAUUUCCUCCACCAGGAGAUGACGGUGGAGCACUACCCCGCGGACCCCCAGCAGCCCGCCCAGAACCCUCAGCAGCCCCCGCAGCCCCCUUCACCCCAGGACCGCCCUCGGAGCAAUAUUGACUAGAUGAAGGGAACACUGGCCGCCACA
Penaeus monodon (black tiger shrimp) is the source of this 2021-nucleotide messenger RNA. Its product is annotated as protein bric-a-brac 2-like. The record is from RefSeq and is a predicted model, not a curated record. Lineage: Eukaryota; Metazoa; Arthropoda; Malacostraca; Decapoda; Penaeidae. Gene Ontology annotation, biological process: regulation of transcription by RNA polymerase II. Gene Ontology annotation, cellular component: nucleus. Gene Ontology annotation, molecular function: protein binding; DNA binding.